ACCUAAACACGCAAGUUGUGAACAAUCUUAGCAAAAUGUAGAAAUACAUCAAUUUUUGAAAUUUCUCUCUCAAAAUUCCGGCUCGAUGUCUUGUUGUUCGAACGAGCUAGUGAACACGGUAGAGGGAACCGACGAGGAGUUGCUAGUGUUUAUCCGUACUGUUUACGUAGAAGCCGGAAUAUUGUGUUUCGUAUCGACCAUUACUUUAAUGGUCAUCUCAUCGAUGAACAUAAGCGUUGUCAACAUCCUGCCGGUUCCGCCGUACGUGUGGCUGAUCCUCGCCCUCGCCCUCCUGGCGGUCCUGAUCUGUCUGCCCGUCCGGCGCAUCCGACGGCUGAUCCCCUGGACAAUGGUCGGCGGAAUUGUGGCAUUCUUCACGCUGUCCGCCGCAUGCUUUAUGUGCAUCUAUGACAUACCCGACUUGGUGCUCUACUUUACCAUCAUGGUACUGGUGGUGGGCGGACUGAUGAUCUGUGGAGCCAAGUGCCGGAAAUCGUGUCUACCCAAUGGCCUCGUCACCGGAGUGAUUGUGGCCCUCUGCCUUGCCGUCCUCAUUCCGCUCAUCUUUUUGUCCCUGGCUUCCAUCCGAUACUUUUUUGUGAGCUUCUCUGCUGUCCUGAGCGCCCUGGUGAUGACACUCAUCCCCCUGCAAACCCAGUUCAUCCACGGACGAUUGCAAUACUCCCCGAUUGGCCUCGAACCGAUCUGCUCCACUAUGAUCUACCUCAGCUCAUUUGCCCUGUUCAUCUGCAUAUGCGUGUUUUCCAUUGCCAUUGAAUCGGAGAUUCUCGGGUCCUUCGGUUUGCAUUUAUCAGGCCUAUCCACUAUUCCAAUGUAAAUGUGAUUAAUAAAAACGUUAGCUACAGUAUG
Molecule: messenger RNA, 870 nt
Organism: Drosophila santomea
Lineage: Eukaryota; Metazoa; Arthropoda; Insecta; Diptera; Drosophilidae
Exons: 1
Coding region: 86-838 (250 amino acids)
Source: RefSeq, a predicted model, not a curated record